Molecule: messenger RNA, 1161 nt
Organism: Anolis sagrei ordinatus
Lineage: Eukaryota; Metazoa; Chordata; Lepidosauria; Squamata; Anolidae
Source: RefSeq, a predicted model, not a curated record
GAGGACCACAGAAUGCACACGGAGGGAGAGAAGGAGGAGUGGAAAGUGCUGUGCUGCCGGAGGGGGCGUGGCUUCCAUGGGGCGGUGCUGUCUCCUAGGUAACGACGCAGGCGUCAGGAGUGCGGAGCGCUUUGAAGGCCUGACGGAGGACGCUGCCUAUAUUUUGUUUGUCACAGGUAUUGAUUGUACCAUUCAGUCGAAGUUAUGGGAUUAUUUGACAAGCUGGCAGGCUGGCUUGGCCUGAAGAAGAAGGAGGUUCAUGUUUUGUGCCUUGGAUUGGAUAAUAGUGGCAAAACAACAAUUAUCAACAAACUGAAACCAUCUAAUGCUCAAGCUCAAGAUAUUGUUCCCACAAUAGGAUUUAGUAUAGAAAAAUUCAAGACCUCAAGUUUGUCAUUCACUGUGUUUGAUAUGUCGGGUCAAGGAAGAUACAGAAAUCUUUGGGAGCACUACUACAAGGAUUGCCAAGUAAAAUGGGCAAAAGAUUUGGGUCAUAACAUUCUUACAAAACAAUGGGAGGAAAUUUGGAACACUAAAUUAAAAUAUACAGUAGCUACAGACCUAAAAGAAAAUUGGCAUAAAAUGUUUUUUAGAUGGUAUUACUCUCCAGAGAAAAUUGCCAAAUUUAGCAAAACCGCCUCCAACAAGUGUUGGAAGUGUCAAAAAGAAAUAGGGACAUUCUACCACCAAUGGUGGGGAUGUAAAAAAAUUAAGAAAUACUGGAGAGAAAUUCAUUUAGCAGCACAAAAAAUCCUAAAAACAAAUUUUCCACAGCUCCCAGAAAUGUACCUAUUAGGCAUAUCCUAUUCCAAAUUUAAUAAAAACCAGGAAAAAGUUCUCUUUCUGAUCAGCACAGCGGCCAGGAUACUGUUAGCCAAAAUGUGGAAGCAAAAAGAUACCCCGACAAUAGAAGAUUGGAUUAUAAAGACACUAGACAUAAUACAAAUGGAUUGUUUAUCCAAACAUUUAAACAAUUCAACAAAAAGGACAGACUGGGAGGGUUUCAAAGACUUUAUUAAAGAAAAAAAGAUGACUAUGAUAAUAGACAUAUCCAGCAUCUGAAGAAAAUCAAUAGACGGAGACAGCGCCGGAAAAGUCAUAGAAACACGGACGAAACCAACACCAGAAGGGAAAGGUUUCGCUUUGAAGACUUUGGGAAGU